Messenger RNA from Cyprinodon tularosa, 3095 nucleotides. RefSeq names its product vesicle-associated membrane protein-associated protein B-like. Lineage: Eukaryota; Metazoa; Chordata; Actinopteri; Cyprinodontiformes; Cyprinodontidae. The record is from RefSeq and is a predicted model, not a curated record. Gene Ontology annotation, molecular function: FFAT motif binding. The transcript has 6 exons. Gene Ontology annotation, biological process: endoplasmic reticulum membrane organization. Bases 190 to 918 code for a protein of 242 amino acids. Gene Ontology annotation, cellular component: plasma membrane; endoplasmic reticulum membrane.
AGGCCGUGACGUCACCAGGCGGACUCUCUUCCUGCUGCAUCACAGCAGCCUUUAGCAGCUCUGGUAGUACUUGUGACCGGGGUGACGGAUCAUAUACCGCUGGCCCACAGAUACCAAAACCCUAACAGCAUCCUAACACGGUGUCAGGAAGCGGUCGCAGUGAGAUAACCCCGCUCCAGCUGUUGGGAUAUGGCGAGGCCGGAACAGGUUCUGCUCUUGGAGCCUCAGCACGAACUGAAAUUCAGAGGUCCGUUUUCAGACGUGGUCACCACAAAUCUUAAGCUCUCCAACCCUACAGACAGGAAUGUAUGUUUUAAGGUCAAGACGACAGCGCCCCGCCGGUACUGCGUGCGGCCUAACAGUGGCAUCAUUGACGCCGGCACUUCAAUCAACGUCUCUGUCAUGUUGCAGCCUUUUGAAUAUGAUCCCAACGAAAAGAGCAAGCACAAGUUUAUGGUUCAGUCCAUGCUAGCACCUCCUGACAUGACUGACAUGGAGGGAGUGUGGAAAGAAGCAAAGCCAGAGGAGUUGAUGGACUCUAAGCUGAGGUGUGUUUUUGAGAUGCCAGCGGAGAACGAAAAAACGCAUGACAUGGAGUCCAACAAGAUGUCGUCGAGCCUGCUGAAGUCAGAGUCCUCCUCGCUGUCUGGAAAGUCACUGAGUUCCACCCUGGAUGAUGGAGAGGUAAAAAAGAUCAUGGAGGAGUGUAAGCGGCUUCAGAUGGAGGCUCAAAGGCUACGGGAAGAAAACAAACAGAUUAAAGAGGAUGACGGCCUCCGGUUGAGGAAGGGCAACAUCAUGUCAUCCCCGCACGCCUCAGGCUCCAUGAAGCGGGAGGAAGGGUUGAGCGCCCGCUCCGUGGCCCUCAUCCUGCUCUUCUUCGUGAUCGGCGUCAUCGUGGGGAACUUUGUGUUGUAGAGCGCAGCGCUUCAGUCAGCUGCAGCAUGCUUUCAUGGUGGAUGAAAACAAACAGGGGAUUUUGGAUCAGAAUGCCAUAACUGCUGGGUGGGGGGUGGUACUAGUUUUGAUUCAGUCCCAUUUAUGUAAAAAGAAAAAAAAAAUAUACCAAUUAACUUAAAGGGUAAUCUAUGAGAGAAAAGAGGAAAAAAGACUCAUCUUAAGAACAAACAAACCUGCGUUAUCAUCACAUAAUCCUUGUGGCUUCCUCCCAACGUUUCAUGUUUUUCAGGCGGUUCGUUUCACUGGUCGGUGGGGAAACCGAUUCAUCUUUUAACUGGUAAUUCAGCUCAAUGAAUCCUCUAACACUGGUGACGUAGAGUUUGAUGCGACCUCUCUGGUCGCCACUGUGCAAAUGUCAUUUUAUCAGAUAGUUUUUUUUCUAAUUGAUGCACGCCAGAGCCGAUUUUAACCAACGACUCCACAGUUCGGUUGGUCCAGGUUCUCCUUAAGGUGGAAACCCGUUUUAAGGGAGGGAGGAUCCGAACAGUUGGGUUUGCACACAGGGCUAUAAAACGUUCUCCUGUUGGAGAAGCGCUUUGGUCAGUGUAAGAAACACUACAACAGGUGUUUUUAUUUCCUCACGUCGUUUUUCUUUCUGCCCUAAUUUAUUCCCAUUACCUGCCAGUCACUGAUUACACCCUUUAUUGUCAAAUGAGGAUGUUUGCAUGCGUUCACACGAGUGUUGCAUCUGGACUUUUGAAUCUAAUUUAAUUGCUUUUGUCAUUUGACUGUAAAUUUGCACAAUUUAAUUGCUGUUUUUUUUCCUUUCUUUGUCUUUUUUUUUUUUUUUCCUCACAGUUGAAUUGUUUUGAUUUUUUUUUUCUUGGGUAGGAGGUAAAUCAGACAAACUUUUCCAGUAGAACUGAAGUGACGAUUGGAUAGUUUCUAUACAGUAUGAAAGCUUUGCCUUGUGACCUGUUUGGGAAAGUUAUUCUCAGGCCAAGAUGGAGGAGUAAUUACAGUAUAUGAUACCAAACUAAGGCAGAUCAAAUAGUUUUCCCUGACAUCAGCAGGGGCCUGUGACCACAUCCUAAAUGCAACAGGGGGAUAAAACGCUCUUGUUUUGCUCCAUCUCCUGUUGAGCCAUACGUUGGUUGACAUUCUGUCUUAUUUCUAGGAAAUGCAUGAAAAAAAUCAGCCAAAUGCUAAAGCUGUUCCCCACUGCUGGAUUUCUUUUCCUUUCUUUGUUUCAUUGUGAAUUCAUCUUUGUUCUGAAUCACACACGUUAAAGCACUAAUCUUUCAAAAAGUCAUAACAGCUCUGCUGUUGUCUAAAGCAGCAGCGAUGAAUGAAUGCAGCCAGGUUAUAACGACGGUAUUGGGGGUGGGGGGGAUGAAAUGAUGCUACAGGCUUUCAUCCAUAAGACACAGAUUAUCAUCAAAUAUGGUUAAAGGGGAUUCUUAUUUUGCUUUCACUGAAGGUAAAACAAGCAGUUGGUGAUAUUUUUAUCCCACUGUGUACAAAUAAAACAAGUUAAAAGCUAAUUAAAAAAUAAAAUCUUCCGUUUCAUGUUUGCUGAGAAAUAAAUAAAAAUGUCAGAAAUGUUCUAUAUAUUUUUUUCUGUUGCGUGGAGGAAGUGUUUAAUAUGGAUCUGAUUGGUGGGGAAGAAAGUUCAAAUAAACAUGUUUGUGUUUUUACUGUAUCUCUGUGAAGUUUUUGGGUUGAGGUUCACUUUUUACUUGGAGGGAGGGCAGAGCGGACCGGACCGCAGCUGCACUUCAGUUCCACAAAGGUUCUUUUAUCUUUAGUUCUGUUCACUUCAGAGAAUACAAAUGUUUGACACAGAUCUCACUUUAACCCCCCCUUAUAUAACUCAGUUAUCUAAUUUGUAAUUUUGAUCCUGAUGCUGUAAACGACACUGGUUUGGGGCUGCCCAAAUAAAGCAGUUAUGUGUAAACACUAAUUGAUUCAGGCCUGGUUAUAAAGUGUUCUAGAAUGAACCUUCCUUGAGUGUCCGAACAUCACCGUGAUCAUUGUAAGCACUCAAACUGUUUUCUAUGUAUAUAAAUAAAAAGUCUAUCUAAGAAGAUGGGUAGAUCUCUUUAGUCAAGUAGUCUGGUGUAAAAAAACAACAACAAAAACAACCCAAGCUGGUUGGACUAUGUAGCAUCUUAAUAAAUUAAAUGAAUAAAGCU